AUGCCUCUCCAUAUCAUUGACAAUGAUUAUCCCGAAACAGUUGCUUGGGGAGAACUUCUAUUGGAAGUCUACUUCCUCUCCGAGUGGGAAAACCCCCACCCGGACCCCUCGCAACCCAAAGGAACCCCCGCAAACCGUCGCAAACGACUUUUACACGAGAUUCUUCGGCCGAUACGCCCCGAAGCACUACGCACCUACGCUUGUAAUACUUGCGCCGGAAAGGGUCUUUGGCUACGUCUUUGCUACACUAAUGAAGAGGCGCAUAACUCUCUAUGGGCCGACAAUGAAGACGCAGCAGAAUGGGUUACUUACGAUGGGGUAGUACUCGACGACGAAAGUAUCUUUGGUGGUCUGGAUUUGCAAGGCGCUCUGGAAAUCUUUCCUGAGCGUGUCACGACUGAGGCUCUCGAUAUUGAGCGCAGGGACAACGUACUCCGAGAGAUAUUAGCUGCUUAG
Messenger RNA from Penicillium cosmopolitanum, 456 nucleotides. RefSeq lists its product as uncharacterized. The coding region runs from base 1 to 456 and encodes 151 amino acids. The transcript has 2 exons. The record is from RefSeq and is a predicted model, not a curated record. Lineage: Eukaryota; Fungi; Ascomycota; Eurotiomycetes; Eurotiales; Aspergillaceae.